AUGUUCCAAGGUCUGGUCGGUCAGAAGAACAACGAUCUAGAGUUAGACCGAGCACAUGGAUCCCCUUUUUCUCCAGAGUUGCCUCACAAGUUCAAGAUGCUGACCUGGAAGAUGUAUACUGGGAAGGAAGAUCCCUUGUCACAUCUUAAAUAUUUUGAAAUGCAAAUGGACCUACUAGGAGUACGUGGAGAUGUAUGUUGCAGAGUUUUCCCUGCCACACUCUCAGAAGCCGCCCACCAAUGGUAUUUCAAGUUGACACCAGGAAGGUUCAACUCGUGGAAGGCUUUCUCCUUAGAAUUUCAUGCACAAUUCUCUUCUUCUCGCCAAUGCCUAUUGCAUUUAAAGGACUUGGUCGAAGUGAAGCAAAGGCCAGGAGAACCUCUCCAAGCUUAUAUCAACAGAUUCAUGACAGAGGCGACGAAAAUUGCACGGUUAACCGAAGAAGGGAAAUUAACCGCAAUACUGGGGGGCAUCAAAGUUAUCGGAGAGCUUUGGAAGGACGUCAAGAGAGACGGACCAGUAGAUUCCAUGAGUGACUUCCUCGAUCAUGCAGAUGGUUUCAUCAAGCUUGAAGAGGCCAUUCAGCGAGCAGAAGUCGAGCUUAAACUGAACCAAUCACAAGCUCCCUCUGCUGGAACAUCCGUUCAGCUCCUUCAGUACCCAAUGAAUUCAAGCUCGGACGGUUAA
This is a messenger RNA of Cannabis sativa, 687 nucleotides long. RefSeq lists its product as uncharacterized. Bases 1 to 687 code for a protein of 228 amino acids. NCBI's taxonomy places the organism in Eukaryota, Viridiplantae, Streptophyta, Magnoliopsida, Rosales, Cannabaceae. The record is from RefSeq and is a predicted model, not a curated record. The transcript has a single exon.